UACGUCAUUGGCGCGUCUUUAAGCUACGAGGAGGCAGCGCCGCGCAGGAACCGGCUGCCGCUGGUUGUAGCGCGCACAUAAAUACCCGACGCAGACAGGCGGUGGGGGGUAAACACAAAGACGAGCGCUCCGCGGUCCAAGGCUGAAGACGAACGGAGUCAGGUCCCACACCAGAGGAGCUCGGGAGGCAUGCAAAGUUGUGAAAUAUCGUCAGACAGCACUGAUGAUCCUCUUAGUAGCGGCUUACGCAGGCACCGACAACCGCGAAUAGUAGUGAUAGGCGCUGGCCUGGCAGGUCUGGCUGCCGCCAAAACCCUCCUGGAAAACGGCUUCAGCGAUGUCACGGUCCUAGAGGCGUCAGACCGCAUCGGAGGAAGAGUGCAAAGCGUUCAGUUCGGUAAAGCCACUUUGGAACUCGGAGCCACCUGGAUCCAUGGCGCCAGCGGCAACCCCAUCUACCACCUGGCAGAGGACAGUGGACUCCUGGAGCACACCACGGAGGAAGAACGCAGCGUGGGUCGCAUCAGCCUCUAUGCCAAGAACGGCGUGGCCCACUAUCAGACCAACAGCGGCAGGCGUAUCCCCAAGGACCUGGUGGAGGAGUUCAGCGACCUGUACAAUGAGGUGUACGAGCUGACUCAAGAGUUUUUCCAGAAUGGGAAGCCUGUGGGCGCGGAGAGUAAGAACAGCGUGGGCAUCUUCACGCGCGAUCUGGUGCGCAAGAGGAUCACGCUGGACCCGGACGACUCGGACAGCACCAAGAAGCUCAAGUUUUCCAUGCUGCAGCAGUACCUCAAGGUGGAGAGCUGUGAGAGUAGCUCCCCCAACAUGGACGAAGUGUCCCUGAGUGAGUUCGGGGAGUGGACAGAGAUCCCUGGCGCCCACCACAUCAUCCCGGGGGGCUUCAUCAAGGUGGUGGAGCUGCUGACGCAGGGCCUGCCAGAGCGCCUGCUGCGCCUGGGCAAAGCUGUGCGCCGCGUGCACUGGAACUACAGCUCCCAGGAGGCCGAGGGGGAGGAUAACAGCCCACGCGCCGACCACAACCAGGAGCGGCGCUGGUCCGCGCCGGUACGCGUGGAGUGCGAGGACGGCGAGUGGCUGGCCGCCGACCACGUGGUGGUGACCGCCUCGCUGGGCGUGCUGAAGAAAGCACACGAGAGCCUGUUCUCUCCCGGGCUGCCCCGCGAGAAGGUGCAGGCUGUGGAGAAGCUGGGGAUCAGCACUACGGACAAGAUUUUCCUGGAGUUCGCCGAGCCCUUCUGGAGCGCAGAAUGCAACAGCAUACAGUUCGUGUGGGAGGACGAGGCGCAGCUGGAGAGCCCGGCGUACCCGGGCGAACUGUGGUACCGCAAGAUCUGCAGCUUCGACGUGCUGUACCCACCCGAGCGCUACGGCCACGUGCUGAGUGGCUGGAUCUGCGGGGACGAGGCACUGCGCAUGGAGCGCUGCGAUGAUGAGACCGUGGCCGAGACCUGCACCGAGCUGCUGCGCAAGUUCACAGGAAACCAAAACAUUCCAAAGCCCAGGCGGAUCUUGCGUUCGUCCUGGGGCAGCAACCCUUACAUCCGCGGCUCGUACGCCUUCACCCGUGUGGGGUCCAGCGGGGGCGACGUGGAGCGUCUGGCCGAGCCCCUGCCCUAUGGCAGGAGCUCCAAGGCUCUGCCUUUACAGGUGCUGUUUGCUGGCGAGGCCACGCACAGGAAGUACUAUUCCACUACCCAUGGUGCUUUGCUGUCAGGUCAGAGGGAGGCAAACCGCCUGAUCGAGUUGUAUCAUGACCUCCUUAACGCAGAAACCACAAAGCCUAACAUGUAAAAAUAAAACAACUGAAACAAGAACCACUAACUAGUGAUGAUAAAUAUGUGUUUCAUGCUAUCUGUAUUCUGAUUAAACAUGUAUAGGAAUAUAGUAGGGGCAUUACGACAAUAACAAAAAAUAAUGAAAACAUUUUUUACUCUAUGUAGAUUUAGCUUACUUAGGUAUUACUUGACAUGUACUGUACAAGGCGGCCAAGUUUGGUGCCAUUUCUGGCUCUUAUAUUUUUCUGUUUUUUUUAAAUAAGUUAUAUGUUUAUAACAUGUUCCUGUAAUUUAACUUUUGUAAGUGCCUUCUGUAUUUAAUGGUGUCAUUUAAGAAUGAAAGCAAACCGUGGCAAUGAAUAAAUGCACAUGAGUGUGGAAACGGA
Molecule: messenger RNA, 2185 nt
Organism: Electrophorus electricus (electric eel)
Lineage: Eukaryota; Metazoa; Chordata; Actinopteri; Gymnotiformes; Gymnotidae
Gene: smox
Product: spermine oxidase
Biological process (GO): spermine catabolic process
Molecular function (GO): polyamine oxidase activity
Source: RefSeq, a predicted model, not a curated record